Messenger RNA from Notechis scutatus (mainland tiger snake), 1766 nucleotides. NCBI's taxonomy places the organism in Eukaryota, Metazoa, Chordata, Lepidosauria, Squamata, Elapidae. The record is from RefSeq and is a predicted model, not a curated record.
CUGACUAACUUUUAUUGCCGCGUCGGUCCGCCCCCGCCUGUCAGGACGGUUUUGUCUUGCGGGCAGCACCCAAAAGAGCCUGGGAGAGGACGUUUCUACCCAAGUUGGGAUGCGGCGGAGCCGGCGAGUUCGGCCCGGCCGAGGAGGAUGGUCGCUCGUGGUGGCGCUGUUCUCGGGGCUUGGCAUAGCGGGCGUGUUGUUGCUGUGGCACUGGGGUCCGCGGGACACGGCGAAGAGCUCUGGGAGAGCGGCGCCGCCUUCCUUGGCGCCCGAAGUAGCCCAGCGACGAUUGCGCAGACCCGUCUAUGACAAGCCGCCGUUGGGCAGAGAGACCGAGGUGGGCGAGAUGGGCCGGCCGGCGCGCUUGGAGUUAAGCAAGGCCGAACAGGACCUUCAGGAGGAGAGCAUCCAGCUGCACCAGAUCAACAUCUUCCUGAGCGACCGCAUCUCCCUUCACCGCCGCCUGCCCGAGCGCCGCAACCCGCUAUGUAAAGAGAAAAAAUAUGAUUAUUACCAUUUGCCAAAGACUUCUGUUGUAAUAGCUUUUUAUAACGAAGCCUGGUCAACGCUUCUGAGAACAGUUCAUAGUGUUCUUGAGACAUCUCCUGAUAUUCUUCUAGAAGAAAUUAUCCUUGUAGAUGAUUAUAGCGAUAAAGGAUACAAACAAUAUUUCUUUGUAAACAUGCAUAGAAUUAAAGAAGAACCAUCAGCUGUCGUCUGUCCUGUGAUUGAUGUAAUUGAUUGGAACACCUUUGAAUUCUUGGGAAAUGCUGGAGAGCCACAGAUUGGUGGGUUUGACUGGAGGCUGGUCUUUACUUGGCACAUAGUGCCAGAGCGGGAGCAGCAACAUCGAAGAUCCAAGACUGAUGUUAUCAGGUCUCCAACUAUGGCUGGUGGACUCUUUGCUGUGAACAAGAAUUAUUUUAACUAUCUUGGCUCAUACGACACGGGAAUGGAAGUCUGGGGAGGGGAAAACCUUGAAUUUUCAUUUCGGCUGAAGAAUAGAGGAAUGCUAAAUUAUUGCUUUGAUUACAAUCCUCCCAGUGAGCAUGAAAUAACGGGACACAAAGUCAUAUUAUAUCCAUGUCAUGGCAUGGGACAAAAUCAGUUUUUUGAGUACACCUCCCACAAUGAAAUACGUUAUAAUACCCGUCAACCAGAAGUCUGUGCAGCUGUUGAUCCAGGAACUGAUAUUUUGAAAAUGUACUUAUGUGAAGAUAGUAUCCAAAAUAUUCCUGAAAAUCAGAAAUUUAUUCUUAGAGAGGAUGGAGUUUUAAUACAUAAGCAGACCCAGAAGUGUCUACAAGCUGAAUCUGAUGUAGAAAAUGGAUAUCCAGCACCUUUGUUACGGCCAUGUUCCAAUUCAGAAUACCAGAAAUGGUUUUUUAUAGGGAGAAGUUGAUACAGAAAACUAAUUUUGUGGUUGAUCAAGAUAAUCUCUGGAUCUGAAGCAAGGAAAUGUUUAAUCGUUUGUACAAGGAGAAGUGUAUUAUUUUCAACUUCUGGAACACCAGCAGGCAUUGAAAUUCAUAUGUAGUUAUUGUGGACUUUUCUGCAUCGGAAAUCUACUUUUGGCAGCUAUAUGAUUUUCUAAAUUUUUUAUAUAUUUUAGAAAUAACCUAGAGACUUGAUAAUGAAAUGCAGGUGGUGGCACUUAAAUUUGAUAAUUUAAAUAUUUAUUUUUUUUCCUAAUAUGUUCAACUUUAAUGUGACUAAGACAUUAAAAGAAAAAUAAAAGGACAAUUUUGGCUGUGAAAUUAUUAUAA